Messenger RNA from Anneissia japonica, 846 nucleotides. RefSeq names its product sorting nexin-25-like. NCBI's taxonomy places the organism in Eukaryota, Metazoa, Echinodermata, Crinoidea, Comatulida, Comatulidae. The transcript is spliced from 7 exons. Gene Ontology annotation, cellular component: intracellular membrane-bounded organelle; early endosome membrane. The record is from RefSeq and is a predicted model, not a curated record. Gene Ontology annotation, molecular function: phosphatidylinositol binding. The coding region runs from base 1 to 513 and encodes 170 amino acids.
AUGGUCUGGUACAGAGACCUUGGCAAGGAUUAUACCACAUUCAUAUCUGCUCUGGAAGACGAUAUGUGGGUGCUGAUUACCAACUUGGUUAUAAGGUUACAGAAAGUGGAUAUGGUGCGGUUCAUGGCCCUGGAUGUUACUGAAAAAUUAUGUGAUCACUUCAGGGAACUUCGGGAGACAUCACCAAGUACUGAAGGUGGAGGGAAACUACAACCUUUCCAGUUGCACCCCUGUUUAAAAAGUGACGUUGCAGAGACAGAAUUCCUACGGGAAGCAACUGAAGUUUUACAUGUUCUAUUGUUGCCGGAGAGGAUAGCCAGCUCCGAGACUGCACGUCAUGUCAUACGUGAAAUAGUGACAUGUUCAGUCAUUAAGCCAGCUAUUGAUAUGCUAUGCAGUCCCAGCUAUGUGAACAACAUUCUCUUAAUGCACAUGGAAUACACAGAGCAGUUGGCAAAGAAACACAAUCACAACUACAUGUACUCAUCAACCUAUGAGGAUUUCAUAAGCUGAUCAACAGUUGGCACGACACCCAAGAACUUCAACAAAUCAGGUGUCACAUUUUAACUGAAAUUAUGCAAGCAACCAACAUUCAAAAUAUGAAGAAAGCAAAGGGAUUAGAAGUAGGAACAAAGACAUCAAAGGGAGCUGGUAAAGGAGAGCUGUUGAAGGCACGUAAUCUGAAAAGGUACCUCAACCAGGAAAGUGUCGCUUUGCAAAAGCUCACUGUAAACGGCGUAUCAGGCAAGUUGGGGGCCCCGAGUAUCAGAGGUAUUUCCGCAACUGGGACGAGGAGGAUGGCGUGGGACCAAUGAUGGUCAUUUUACUGGAGGAGAUAUUCCAGGA